Molecule: messenger RNA, 1210 nt
Organism: Physella acuta
Lineage: Eukaryota; Metazoa; Mollusca; Gastropoda; Physidae
Product: GTPase IMAP family member 9-like
Molecular function (GO): GTP binding
Source: RefSeq, a predicted model, not a curated record
AUGGGAAGCAAUCAAAGUCAGCAAGCUUUAAGUUACUUGUGUGUUGGGAAAACAGGGCAUGGCAAGAGCUCAACUCUGAACUCAAUCACGCAUGACGACGUUUUCAAGAGAGAUAGAGACACGACGCGUAGUUCUGGGAGAGUCGGUUUGUUCAGUGCCAAAGUCGGCGGCCAGACCCUCAAAAUUAUUGAUACGCCUGGUCUGUUUGAUUCUACCGCUGCUGAUGAUGUUGAGAAUAUAAGGUUUGCUAGAGACAAAAUAAGCGAAGCUUUUCAAGUCAUGAAAGACAAUACGAUCCAACAUUUGGACGCCAUUUUGCUCGUGUUAAGCUACAUUAAUACCUACAGUGCAGAAGAGCAACACACAAUUUUGUAUUUAAAAACAAUUUUCGGACCAAACUUUAUUCGGGAUAAUUGUGUUCUAGUGAUGACGCAUGGAGACAACUACUCAAGCGAUGAGAAUAAUAAAAAAUUUCCAACUUUCAAAGAUUGGUGUGAGAGACAGAGAGGUCCACUGCUUGAGUUAUUUCAAGAGUGUAACUUUAGAAUUGUCCUGAUUAAUAAUAAUGGCAGUGAAAUGGAGAAAUACAAUAGCGCUCAAGAAAUCCUUGAACAUACAUUCAGUAUUAAAAAUAAAUAUUAUAUCAAACAUUUUCAAAAACAAGAAGAAAAUCGCAAAUCUAUGCUUUUAACGUUUUGCUUGGAUGAACUAAAGGAAAACAUGAAAAAGCGAUUAGAGUUGUUGUAUGAGGACUUUUAUCUUCUACUCACCCCAAAUGAAAACCUUGAUAAAAUGAGUCAAAAUUUUCUAGAGCAUUGUCAGGACGACGAACUAAGUGUCCAAACUUUAAAAAGCGUCAAAGAUUCUGCCGUUAAAUUCAGACAAGCUUACAAUUCGAAAGGGAAAGCCAUUGAAGCCGAGAAUUCAAAAACAAAUCUCCGGGGAGCUUUAAGGUGCGAGCUUAUGAAGGAGCUCAACAACCUUUACACAGCUUUUGAAAAGCUAGACUCGCCAUUGAAAACUUUCUAUGAGAUCAAGGCUAAAACAGAUUUACUGCUGAAUGAAAUAUUGUAUGAAGCACACGGCACAAAUAAACUUGAUGAAGUGGAACACUCAGUUCGUUUCUUUCAGAGAAAACUUGUUAAAGAAGCUUCAAGAUUUGAAUAAAAGAUCUCUUCUAUUAUUUUUAGAUUUAAGAUCAAUUUUAAUU